Messenger RNA from Mesocricetus auratus (golden hamster), 4087 nucleotides. It is a transcript of the gene Psd, whose product is annotated as pleckstrin and Sec7 domain containing. Bases 440 to 3517 code for a protein of 1025 amino acids. Gene Ontology annotation, molecular function: guanyl-nucleotide exchange factor activity; phospholipid binding; protein binding. The record is from RefSeq and is a predicted model, not a curated record. Lineage: Eukaryota; Metazoa; Chordata; Mammalia; Rodentia; Cricetidae. The transcript is spliced from 18 exons. Gene Ontology annotation, biological process: regulation of ARF protein signal transduction.
UUGAUGUCCCUUCCGUAGUUGGUCUCCUGGCUUCAGGGGGCGGGUCCGGUCUACUCCCGUACAGUGUGGUUUGCGUGGGCGCGUGCUUGUGGGGGCGGGAGCGCGUGUGGCAUGUAACAGGUCAUGUGGCAGCCUCCGAGGGACACGCGUGGGGUCUGGAUCAGGACAGGCGUGUGCAGCUGGACCCUACGUGUGGUUCAGGAGAUGAUGGACGAGAGAGAACUCAACACGAGUGGGGUGGGGCAUCUGAGGGUUUAGGGAACAGAACCGGGGGUUCUUACAGUCUCGCCUUCCUCCGGCCUGAGCGGGGCCCAGCCUCUCUGCUUCUCUUCCGUUCCAGCUCCGAACGAGCAGCGGCCUGUCUGAAGAGCAUGCAGCCCCCUCACUCCCUGCGUGGCCUGGCCAUCCCUGCCCCACCAGCCUGACCCCCGGCCCCAGCAUGGCCCAAGGUGCCAUGCGCUUCUGUUCAGAAGGCGACUGUGCCAUCUCCCCACCACGAUGCCCUCGCCGAUGGCUCCCCGAAGGCCCAGUGCCCCAAAGCCCCCCAGCCAGCAUGUAUGGCAGCACAGGAUCCCUAAUACGAAGAGUGGCAGGAGCAGGUCCUCGAGGCCGGGAUCUGGGACGUGUGACAGCACCUUGCACCCCUCUGCGAGGCCCCCCGUCACCCCGUAUGGCUCCCUCACGCUGGGGACCCUCUUCACCCACUGGGCAGCCCCCACCGGGGGCACAGAGUUCCGUGGUCAUCUUCCGUUUUGUGGAGAAGGCCAGUGUGAGGCCGCUGAAUGGCCUACCUGCUUCCGGAGGCCUGAGUCGGAGCUGGGACCUGGGUGGGGUUUCUCCUCCCAGGCCCUCCCCAGUCCUUGGACCUGGCUGCAACCGGAAGUUGCGGCUAGAGGCAUCCACAUCAGACCCACUCCCAGCUGGAGGAGGCUCUGCUCUUCCUGGCAGCCAGGACCCCUCACGUGGGCCAUUGGUCCCAUCCCAGAUUGGGGCGGAUGGUCUUUACUCCUCUCUCCCCAAUGGGCUGGGGGGGACCCCUGAGCACCUGACCAUGCACUUCCGAGGACCUGCAGAUACUGGAUUCCUAACCCAGGGGGACACCUGGUCCUCCCCCCGGGAAGUCUCCUCUCAUGCGCAGAGAAUUGCUCGAGCCAAAUGGGAGUUCUUCUAUGGCUCCCUGGACGCCCCCAGCUCAGGUGCUAAACCCCCAGAGCAAGUCCUCCCAUCACAUGGGGCGGGCUCCAAGCAAGGCUCUGGGGUGGCUGUGGGGCGAGCAGCCAAGUACUCUGAAACAGACCUGGACACGGUACCCCUGAGGUGCUACCGGGAGACCAACAUCGACGAGGUGUUGGCGGAGCGGGAGGAGGCUGACUCGGCCAUCGAGAGUCAGCCCAGCUCGGAAGGCCCUGCCGGCACUGCCCGCCCCCCUGCCCCACGACCCAGCCCAUGCCCUGGCCCUCCUUCCAGCUUGGGCAGUGGCAAUGAAGAUGAGGCUGGAGGUGACGAGGACGUGGAGGAUGAGGUGUUUGAGGCCUCAGAGGGGCCCCGACCAGGGGACCACAUGCCAUUCUCUGGGCCUCUCAAGUCACCAGUGCCCUUCCUACCUGGGACCAGCCCUUCAGCGGAUGGGCCUGACUCUUUCAGUUGUGUGUUUGAAGCCAUCUUGGAGUCACACCGGGCCAAGGGCACCUCCUAUAGCAGCCUUGCCUCCCUGGAGGCCCUGGCCUCACCUGGCCCAACCAAGAGCCCCUUCUUCACCUUUGAGAUACCUCCCCAGCCCCCAGCUCCCCGGCCUGACCCACCGGCACCUGCCCCACUUGCCCCUCUUGAACCAGAUUCUGGUACCAGCUCUGCUGCUGAAGGUCUGCGGACCCAAAGAGGGGUGACAGAAGAGUCAGAUGCUGGGACCAAGCUGGCCCCAAGGAGGGAGCUUCCUAGUCCCUCCCACUCUGAGGAUAGCCUUGGGCUGGGGGCAGCACCCCUUGGCAGUGAACCACCCCUAAGCCAGCUGGUGUCCGACUCAGACUCAGAGCUGGACAGCACAGAGCGGCUGGCCCUGGGAAGCACAGAUACCUUGUCCAAUGGGCAGAAAGCAGACCUGGAGGCUGCACAGCGCCUGGCCAAGAGGCUGUACCGACUUGAUGGCUUCAGGAAGGCCGAUGUGGCCCGGCAUCUGGGCAAGAACAACGACUUCAGCAAAUUGGUGGCUGGCGAGUAUCUCAAGUUCUUUGUCUUCACGGGCAUGACUCUGGAUCAAGCUCUCAGGGUGUUUCUAAAGGAGCUGGCCUUAAUGGGUGAGACCCAGGAGCGGGAGCGUGUACUGGCCCACUUCUCCCAGCGGUACUUCCAGUGCAAUCCUGAAGCCCUGUCCUCAGAGGACGGUGCUCACACGCUGACCUGUGCCCUCAUGCUCCUCAACACAGAUCUCCACGGCCACAACAUUGGGAAGCGCAUGACAUGUGGGGACUUCAUCGGAAACCUGGAGGGCCUCAAUGAUGGCGGCGACUUCCCCAGGGAGCUGCUCAAGGCCUUGUACAGCUCCAUCAAGAAUGAAAAAUUGCAGUGGGCCAUAGACGAGGAGGAGCUGAGACGGUCGCUGUCUGAGUUGGCCGACCCUAACCCCAAGGUCAUCAAGAGGGUCAGCGGGGGCAGUGGCAGCAGCUCCAGCCCUUUCCUGGACCUGACUCCUGAGCCUGGGGCUGCUGUCUACAAGCACGGAGCCCUGGUUCGAAAGGUGCACGCGGACCCUGACUGCAGAAAGACACCUCGAGGGAAGCGUGGCUGGAAGAGCUUCCACGGGGUUCUCAAGGGCAUGAUCCUCUAUCUGCAGAAGGAGGAGUACCAGCCUGGGAAGGCUCUUUCCGAGGCAGAGCUGAAGAAUGCCAUCAGCAUCCACCAUGCCCUGGCCACACGAGCCAGUGAUUACAGCAAGAGGCCACACGUCUUCUACCUGCGCACUGCUGACUGGCGGGUCUUCCUCUUCCAGGCCCCGAGCCUGGAGCAGAUGCAGUCCUGGAUCACUCGCAUCAAUGUGGUGGCUGCCAUGUUCUCUGCACCCCCCUUCCCAGCUGCCGUUAGUUCCCAGAAGAAAUUCAGCCGUCCUCUGCUUCCCAGUGCCGCCACCCGCCUAUCCCAGGAGGAGCAGGUGAGGACCCAUGAGGCCAAGAUGAAGGCCAUGGCAAGCGAACUCCGCGAGCACCGGGCUGCACACCUGGGAAAGAAGGCCCGAGGCAAGGAGGCUGAUGAGCAGCGGCAGAAGGAGGCUUACCUGGAGUUCGAGAAAUCCCGCUAUGGCACCUAUGCGGCGCUGCUUCGAGUCAAGAUGAAGGCAGCCAGCGAGGAGCUGGAUGCCGUAGAGGCAGCACUGGCCCAGGCCGGGAGCACGGAGGACGGAUGCCCUCCACCUCACUCCAGUCCUUCCCUGCAGCCCAACCCCAACCCCACCAGCCAGACCCGGGCUCAGCGUUCUGGCUCGGAAGCCCGGGCUGGGGCAGGCAGUUCAAGGCCAAAGCCCUGAGCAGGGAACAGGAGCAAUGGGGGCGGUGCCCGCUGGGCACCUGCAUGAUGACACAGCCCUGCCCGAGCUCAGCUAGCCUCGGGCCACCCACGAGGGCCUCCUGGCCCAGGGCCCGACCGCGCCGGACGCGGUGUCCGGGGCAGGGCAGGGCUGAGCCGGGCCUCAGAGCCCAGGCUAAGGGCCUCUCAGAGACCCCCUUUUUUGUGAUAAUGUUUUGCACUUUUUCGUACAGGAAGGGUGGGUAGGGUGGGAGGGGCCCAUGCCCCUCAUUUUUGAUUGGGGUUUUCUUUUGUUUUCCUUUCAUGGGGGGAGGCCUGAUAAAGUUUCCGCUCUCUGCUGAGACCGCCCACCCUGACACCAGCAGUACCCUUCAUCCUGGGGCCUGGCUCAGACAGAGGCCAGGAGUUGGGGCUGAGCUGGUCCCCGUCUUUCUCCCCAAGGGCUCACCUCUCUCUUCAGAGACAGGAAGGGCGUCCACAUUGAGGUCCCAUCCACAGGUGGGGCUCCCCUCCUUUGGUGGGCCCCGCCCUUUGUAUAGCCUCCACCCUCAUUAAAACUGCUCUGAAUUGC